CAAUUGUCAGUGUCAGCUAAAAUCAAUCAAAUGCCAAUUUCCCAAAAGUGCGGCAAAUAGUCGGAUCGCUACUUUGAUUUUGAUAUUUUAUUUUCGUUAAUAAACGAACAUUCUGGUGAAAAUGGGUGUCAAUAAAACAAACAUUAAUAGAGUGAGAGAACUAAUUUUAGACGAGCAUAAAUUGGUGACUUAUAUUUCACUUAGCAAAGAGCUGUGUAUUCAUGUGAAUGAAGCUAAAACAUUACUGCGAGAAGUAAUACAGGAUAUCAGAAAAAUAAACCCAGAAACUGACCUCAGUAUUUCAUAUGUGAUAGCGGGAUUGCUAAAUAAUGACAAUGGAUGUGUUACUGUAUGCCCAGAACCAGAUUUGGACAGCUUAAGAAAAUCUUUGAAAAUGAUCUUUUACGAGCAUGUGUAUUGUGUUAGCAGAGGUCUUCAAGCAGCAGAAAUUGUUGCAUUAAGUGCAGUAAGCAAAUUCGAAGACAUCUCCCUAUGUACUGGGUUGAUAAAAGCUAACUCUUGUUCUAAAAGGACUGAUGACGAAAUUGGUAGUUUAAAAUCCAUCAAUCAAGCUGUUUUGAAUGCAUCAAAACCAUCAAAUAUACAACAGUCAUCUAAAGACAAAGUAAAUAAAGAGGUAAGAAGUACAGUUGAAGUUAAGGUAGAACCUGAAGUAAAAUCUGAAAAAACUUCACCAAAGAAGAAUUCACCAACUAAAAAAACUCUAGCUAAACUUAACGGAAACAAAAGUGGUCCAGGAGGUAUUGCAGGGUUUUUCAGUAAAGUUAAUGGUGAUUCAUCCAAAAAUAAGAAAGCUAAAGUUUCAGAACCAGAGAUUAAAAAAGAAAAAGAAGACAAAGUGGAGCCAGUUAAAAAAGACACUGAUGUGCCAUCCAAUACUAUAGCUAAUGGUUCAGCAGAAAGUAUCAAAACCAAAUCAAAUAAUAAAAAUAACAUUUCAAUAAAGAAGAAUGCCAAAGUUGAUAAGAAACGCAAAAGAUUAUUACAUGUUUCUGACAGUGAAAGUGACAAUGAAGGAGAUGAUCCAUUUGCUAAAGAAAUGGAUGUUGAUCAUGAGUCAGAGGAUGAAAUACCACCUACACCAACCAUAAAUACGGUCAAAAUAACAUCAGGAAUCAUAAAUCCUAAAAAACGGAGAAAGAUUGUCGAUAAAACCUACACUGAUGAAGAUGGUUAUAUUCUUACCAAAAAAGAAGAAGUUUAUGAGAGUUGCUCUGAAAAUGAGGAAGAAGAAAUAAAAGAGAAUCAAAAAAUUGAGAAAAAUAAUACUUCACCAUUAAAAACAAUAAACACUGGACAAGUGAAACCAGUUAAAAAUGAGCCUACUAUAAAAAAAGAAACAAAAAGUAAGAAGAAAUUGUCACCACCAAAAAAAGGCAAACAAGCUACAAUAAACAGUUUUUUCAAAAAGGUCUGAAAGACCUCAAAAUAAUCAUGCUUGGUUAAAAAUAAAGUGCCUAAUUGUUUUUUAUUUGUUUCACCAAUUAUGUAUGUGAUGUUAUGUUCAA
Spodoptera litura is the source of this 1529-nucleotide messenger RNA. RefSeq lists its product as uncharacterized. The record is from RefSeq and is a predicted model, not a curated record. NCBI's taxonomy places the organism in Eukaryota, Metazoa, Arthropoda, Insecta, Lepidoptera, Noctuidae. Gene Ontology annotation, biological process: nucleotide-excision repair, DNA gap filling; DNA synthesis involved in UV-damage excision repair; DNA strand elongation involved in DNA replication. Gene Ontology annotation, cellular component: nucleus; delta DNA polymerase complex. Gene Ontology annotation, molecular function: DNA-directed DNA polymerase activity.